Guillardia theta CCMP2712 is the source of this 477-nucleotide messenger RNA. RefSeq lists its product as hypothetical. The transcript has a single exon. Gene Ontology annotation, biological process: cell communication. The record is from RefSeq and is a predicted model, not a curated record. The annotation marks the transcript as partial. NCBI's taxonomy places the organism in Eukaryota, Cryptophyceae, Pyrenomonadales, Geminigeraceae. Gene Ontology annotation, cellular component: membrane.
UGCUCGGGGCACGGGACAUGCCAAGGAGACGGGAGCUGCGCCUGCGAGGGCGGGUGGGGAGGAGAGCGGUGCAGCAUGUGCACGGGAGGGUACGGGGAGCAGUGCGAGGUACGGUGCGAGGAGGACAAGGACUGCUCGGGGCACGGGCGGUGUCAGGAGGAUGGGAGCUGCGAGUGCAAGCAGGGAUAUACUGGUUUGGAUUGUGGAGUUUGCGCAAAUGGUUUCGUUGGAGCGUAUUGUGAUGUCAUGUGUGACCCUGUUUUGAAUUGUUCUGGUCAUGGAUCGUGUGACUUUGAUGGAUCCUGCACCUGCAAUGAAAAUUUCACUGGGCAGCGCUGCGAUGUUUGUGAUUUGAACCUUUUUGGUUCAUCAUGCGAUGUAUUCUGUGACUCGACACACACAUGUUCAGGGCAUGGAACCUGUUUGUUUGAUGGAUCAUGCCAAUGCGAAGGCAACUUUAUUGGGCAGACCUGUCAA